AUAAGUUGAAGAAUGGGGCCAGGAAAAGUAUUACAUGGAUCCAUGUGUGUGUGUGAGAGUGUGUGUUUUUUGUGAGAGAAGGAGUGCGACCGAGAGAGAGAAACAGAGAGAGAGGGAAGAAUCCAGAGGAAGAGGGAGAACGGUCACAGACAGAAAGGCACUUGUUGAGUGUUUUAGCGGGGGAAACAUCCUCAUUUGUUAAGGUGGGGGAAACAGUUCUCUCCACUUUCUACUUUCAGACUCAGAAGAGUUUAAAACGAGAGCCAGAGGCAGCCAAUAGGAGGGUGAGAAAACAGACGUGGCGAUGCAUCCCUCAGUAGGAACAGUGUAGAGACCAGAGACAGCCUCUAGUGAGGACGACAUGCAACACACUCUGAGCCUCGCGCACGUGGAGGCACGCAAACACUCUGCACAUGCCGAGAGCAGAGCACACACUGGAGGAACCAUGCAGCCUCCAACCCCCGCUGACACGGAGGAGACCAUGAUGGACCCUGUGCAGAAAGCAGUGUUAAAUCACACCUUUGGCGUUCCGCUGGUGAAGACCAAGCGGCCGAUCAUCUCCUGCAACGUCUGCCAGAUCCGCUUCAACUCUGAGAGCCAGGCAGAAGCCCACUACAAAGGGAACCGCCACGCAAGGAGGGUCAAAGGCAUCGAGACGUCCAAGAGCCGGCCCCAGGAGGGGGACAAGCCCCUGACGGCCCCCCCUAUCUCCCCCCCGCCCGGAGGGCCCUUGGGCGGCUCCUGUGACAGCGAACCCAUCCCAGCAGAUGAGUUGGGACCCCUGGCACCAUUAGACCUCCUGGCUCCCGGGCCGCUCCCUCCACUCAACACUCCCCCCACCCCCCCCAUGGACUCCCCCAUCACCGCCCUGUGCCCUCUGCUACACACCCCCCUCCCACCCCUAGUACCCCAGUCCCCCUCCUCCCCAGGAUGCAUCAGCACCAGCGGCGGUGGGGUUCCUGAGCAGGGGACCGGGUCAGGGUCCCUGGGGGCCGCUGCUUCCGUCCCGGCCUCCAGAAGCCCGGACACCGAGGAGGACAAGGCCAAGAAGCUGCUAUACUGCGCGCUGUGCAAGGUGGCCGUCAACUCCCUGUCCCAGCUGGAGGCGCAUAAUAAAGGAACCAAACACAAAACCAUCCUGGAGGCACGCAGCGGCCUGGGCCCCAUCAAAGCAUAUCCCCGCCUUGGCCCCGGGCCCAGUGGAGAGCAGGGCGGGGGGCCGCUGGACCCCAACACUCAGGAACGCACCUUCCACUGUGAGAUCUGCAACGUACGGGUCAACUCUGAACUACAGCUCAAACAGCACAUAUCAAGUCGUAGGCACCGGGACGGCGUGGCCGGCAAGCCCAACCCUCUCCUCAGCCGACACAAGAAGCACAGGGGAGCUGACCUCACGUCUUCUCUGACCUUCACUAAGGAUCUCACCAAAGCUCUGGGGGCUGGGCUCCUGCCCAACCCUUUGGCGGUUGCCGCGGCGAUGGCAGCAGCAGCCUCGUCAAACUCCCUGGCCCUGCGUGCGGCCGCGCCCCACCACCACCUGCACCACCACCCGCACCACCACCCGCACCACCACCUCCUGCAGGGCCCGCACCUCAGCCACGCCCUCCUGAGGGCCGCCCCGGGCCCCAUCCGCACCGCGCACGGGCCCAUCCUCUUCUCGCCAUACUGA
Messenger RNA from Gadus chalcogrammus (walleye pollock), 1669 nucleotides. It is a transcript of the gene znf385a, whose product is annotated as zinc finger protein 385A. Gene Ontology annotation, molecular function: nucleic acid binding; zinc ion binding. The record is from RefSeq and is a predicted model, not a curated record. Gene Ontology annotation, cellular component: nucleus. Bases 362 to 1669 code for a protein of 435 amino acids. The transcript has 7 exons. NCBI's taxonomy places the organism in Eukaryota, Metazoa, Chordata, Actinopteri, Gadiformes, Gadidae.